UUAAUCGUGUGGUGAAAGCGUACAGUGACAAACGUGUUCUAUCGAGCGAUUCUAGUCCAACAUCAUGAGUUUAUCGUGCGAAAUCAACUUUCCCUACAACUGGGCCGAGGAGUUCUACUACGGCGAGCGGUUACAUCUCUCGGUUGCCCUCAAGUGUCACAAACAGCUCACGGUGAAAGGUGUCACAUUGAAUGUUUCAUACAGAAGUGAGCGGGAAAGCCAGUCGAAUGAUUAUAGCAGGUACAUUGACGAUCAAGAGGAGGAGUCCCACACUAAGAAUAAUUGUUGGGAAAAAAGCAGCAUAAAACAUCACAGUGAAAUUGAUUUGUUUGGGGCAAGAGAAUCGUUCAUUAACAUGCUUCCUGGCACGUAUAUUUUUGACUUGGAAUGUUUCCUACCAGAAAUCACAAGUGAACAGCGGCGAUCAGAAGAAAGUGUAACAUCAUUCAAAUUUGCUUUAGUUGUUCAAAAGAUUCCAAAAGCAGACCUCAUCAAUCAAAUCCCAGUGUCGGCCUUACGGUUAAUCCAGCUGGAACCAAUCAAACGGAAAACAUUUGUUUGGCCAGGAAAUUUCGAUAAAAUCUCCGACUUUUCGGUGGCAUCAGCCAUAAUUGGUUACUACUAUGUGAAGAAUCUUGAAGAACCUGACAAUCGCCGCAACUACAGCGAAGAGAGUGAAAAUGAGGAUAGUUUAGAGUCUUGGCUAGAUUGUAUACUGGAAAAACCCGAAAGGGUGGAAGAUGAUGAGGAUGAAGAGGAAGGAUUCCCUGAGGAGGAAGAAACUAGUAAAGGUGGGAACGUUGAGGAAUAUGAUUGACACAUUAAGUUAUUUUUCAAGAGAUCUGUUUUACAAACGUACAACAUGUCUUAAAUUUAAUAUGAAGCGAAAUCUCUGUGAUAAACAUUAAUUUAAAUUCCUCUUAUUGAAAUUUAUCAUUAUAUUUAUAAAAAUUGUCUGUUAACAGUCAAGAAACUUCUACUUGUUUGGUUUCAAGCACAUGGGAGCAAUUACACGAGACUUCAGUAAGUGAUCAGUUAUGGACCGUUAAAUACUACAAUUAAUCCAGAACACAUUUAUUUUUAUAAACUUUCAUUAUUGCAUGGCGAUAUUAAAAAAAUAAAUAUAAAAAUUCCAAAGUAUCUCUUAUAACUUCCAUAAUUUCGUGAAAAUUACCAUUUUUUGUGAGAAAACGUUUGGACAUUCCCAG
Culex quinquefasciatus (southern house mosquito) is the source of this 1208-nucleotide messenger RNA. RefSeq lists its product as uncharacterized. The record is from RefSeq and is a predicted model, not a curated record. The transcript has 3 exons. NCBI's taxonomy places the organism in Eukaryota, Metazoa, Arthropoda, Insecta, Diptera, Culicidae. The coding region runs from base 65 to 817 and encodes 250 amino acids.